AAACAUAUUAACAAAAUAAACACGAAAGAAAAGAGAGAUUUGAACCAAAACCAAAAUUUCUCCUCCCUGAACGACGGUAGUGCGGUUACUCUCAUCGCCUUCUAAUGGUGGUGUCGCUGUGUCCUACCAAAUCAUCCGCUACCAAUGACAAUCUUGAACUUGAAAUUAUUUCCAAGGGUUCAUUACAUUUUGAUGAAUGGGUUUCACUCAUCUUAGAGACUGAGAAAGUAUAUCCUGAUAAUGUGGAGAAAAUAUGUCUAGUUUACGACCAUUUCUUGUCUGAAUUCCCUUUGUGUCAUGGAUAUUGGAAGAAGUAUGCGGCACACAUGUCACGGCUAUGCACCAUGGAUAAGGUUGUUGAAGUCUUUGAACAAGCUGUGUCGGCCGCAACAUAUUCAGUUGGCUUGUGGGUUGACUACUGCAGCUUUGGUAUGUCUGCUUUUGAGGAUGCAUCUGAUAUUCAGAGAUUGUUCAAGAGAGCCAUAUCCUUUGUAGGGAAGGAUUACUUAUGUUAUACCUUGUGGGACAAGUAUAUCCAUUUUGCAUUUUCCCAGCAGCAGUGGCUUUCUCUUGCUCACAUUUAUAUCCAGACCCUCAAAUUUCCAACCAAAAAGUUACACCAGUAUUAUGAUAGUUUUAAAAAGCUGCUAACCUUUUUGGAAGAAGGCAUAACAAGCCAGGACAAUCCUCCAUCGGAAUUACAAUCUGAAUCAUGUUUAGAUGGUGAAAUUCCCAUGACUACGUGUUGCAAUGAUGACGAGAUUUAUUGUAUUAUCAAAGAUAUGACGGAUUCGUCUGUUGGAUUGACCAGUUCAAUAGCCCUAAAAAAGUACAGGAUCAUUGGAGAACAGCUUUAUCAUAAGGCUUGUGAACUGUAUUCAAAGAUUAGUUCUUUUGAGGCAAAUAUUCCAAGAUAUUACUUUCAUGUCCGGCCACUUGAUGCAAAUCAAUUGCAGAAUUGGCAUGAUUAUCUGGAUUUUAUUGAACUUCAAGGGGAUUUUGACUGGGCCGUGAAACUUUAUGAGAGAUGCUUGAUUGUGUGCGCCAAUUAUCCUGAUUACUGGAUGCGUUAUGCGGACUUCAUGGAAGCCAAGGGAGGAAGAGAAAUUGCAAAUUAUUCUCUAGACCGAGCAACUGGAAUUUAUUUGAAGAGUGUGCCAGCAAUCCAUUUAUUUAAUGCUAGGUUUAAGGAGCAAAUAGGAGAUGUUUUAGCUGCUCGUGCUGCGUAUAUUCGUCGCUGUAAAGAGACAGAUUCAGAUUUUGUGGAGAAUGUUAUAUCAAAAGCUAAUAUGGAAAAACGUUUGGGAAAUACGGAGUCGGCUUUCAGUAUAUACAAAGAAGCACUUGAAAUAGCUACAACAGAGGAAAAGCUACAGGCCCUCCCCAUUUUAUAUGUUCAUUUCUCUCGGCUAAAAUAUAUGAGUACAAACAAUGUGGAUGCUGCUAGAGUUGUCUUAACUGAUGGUAUCAGAACCUUGCCUCAAAACAAAUUGCUUCUGGAGGAAUUGAUAAAGUUCUCUAUGAUGCAUGGAGGGAAAAAGCACAUGGAUGUAAUAGAUUCAAUUAUUGCAGGUGCAUUAUCUCCAAAGUCUGAUAGAUCUCAAGGUCUGAGUGCAGAGGAUGCGGAGGAUAUAUCAAACUUAUACCUAGAGUUUGUUGACUAUUGUGGAACCAUAAAUGAUGUAAGGAAGGCAUUGAAUCGACACAUAAGAUUAUUUCCCGACUCUGCACGAAUAAAUUCAUGUCAGUACUCAACCAAAAGUAUAAGACCACCCAAUUUGAUCAAGAACAAGAGAGAAGAGACUUCUGUUUCCAUGUCUGAUGAAGCACCUAUAGAUCCUAGUUCUAACUUGCAAGCGCAUUUACCUCAACAAAACAAGAAAAUGUCGUUGGAGAAAUAUUGUGAUACUCAGUCUGAUGCUGCCAAUGAUGGAUUGGUCUUAAUGGAGAAUAACACAACUCGACCUAAUGAUACAGAUUCGGCCUGUCUUCAAAUUAUGGAGUCAGACGAUAAAGCAGAAGAUAAUGCUAGGGAAUUACCUAUCUCAGUUUCAGAAGAGCCAAGAAACAAUGAUCCUGAACGGCAUUUGUCGUCUGUAGAUUUAGUUGGAGUGAAAGAGGAAUCUACCAAACUUGAGAAUUUUAAAAAAGACUGUUCUGGAUCUGACAUUUCAUCAGAAAAUUUAUUGCAUCCAACAGCCAGUGGAAAUCAACCCUCCCAAGCUUUGCAAGCAUCGUCAAACGAAAAUUCUGUUUUUCCUCAGGGAAAGUGUGAGCUUAAGACUGAAGAAUUGAAGCCACUUUCUGUAACAAGUGAGUCACUGAACCCUCUUGAAAGUACAUGCCCUGAUUCAGGACUAACAGCAUCUCAGGUGGAGUGCAAGACUAUUCCAGAAAGCUGCAAGUCAAAUACCUUAAGUUUGUACAACUCUUCAAGAAGGACUCAAGAUUCUGAUUAUGCCCAAACUCAAGAUGAGAGAAACAGGCCGAAUUCAUCAUCUCAUCUGGACAAUAGAAGAAAUAGACCACUUUUUCCACCUCGAUUUUCUAGAAAUCGUGGUGGAAAUUGGGGUCCAAUAAAAAAUAAUGGUAAAUUUUGUGGAGGUCCUAAAUAUGGUAACCGUGGACGUGGAGGUCCCAAAUAUGGUAAUCGUGAGUACACACAUAGAAAAGAGCACCAGCACCGACAUUCAUCUCUACAGCAAACGCAUACAGCUGGGCGGGGAGCAUAUUUUCCUGUAGUUCCUGUGAGUUCUCAAUCUGCAUUGCAAGUUCAGCAAUGCAAUCAAGGACAAAGCCAAUUUCAAGCCACUGCUCCUACUGCUGAUUUUGUGGCUGCUCAAAGUAGGCCUAUACAAAACAUUCAGACGCAAAACUCUUUAUCUCAGUCCCAAUUACAAGCUAGUACUACAUCAAACGUACCACAUCAAUUGCAAGUUCAGCAAUGCAAUCAAGGACAAAACCAAUUUCAAGCCACUGCUCCUACUGCUGAUUUUGUGGCUGCUCAAAGUUGGCCUAUACAAAACAUUCAGACGCAAAACCCUUUAUCUCAGUCCCAAUUACAAGCUAGUACUACAUCAAACGUACCACAUCAUGCAAUGCAAGGUAAUGAUCAAUAUGGAUAUAUGCAGAAUGGCCAAGACUAUAAUCAGAUGUGGCAUCAUUAUUAUUACCAGCAGCAGCAGUUGCAACUACAACAACAUUAUACUCAAUUGCAACAACAACCAGUGCAACCAGAAUUGUCGCAACAACUUCAACAACAAUCAUUCCAACCGGAAUUGUCGCAACAACUUCAACAACAAUCAUUCCAACCGGAAUUGUCGCAACAACUUCAACAACAAGCAUUCCAACCGGAAUUGUCACAACAACUUCAACAACAAUCAUUCCAACCAGAAUUGUCGCAACAACUUCAACAACAAUCAUUCCAACCGGAAUUGUCGCAACAACUUCAACAACAAAGUCAACCAGAACCUCUUCAACCACAACAGCUGCAACAGUUGCACUUCCAACUGCACCAGUUUCUGCAGCAGCAGCAACCGCAGCAGCAAGAGCAUUCUAUUUACCUUCAGCAGCUACAGCCGUCUACACAAAGCAGCAGCAAACCCGCAGAAGACCAAGCGCAGGUAGUAGUGAUACCACAGGGCCAGGAAGCAAUAUCAUCACAACAAUCAGGCGACCCGGGGUUAUAUUCUUCUCCUGUUCUGCACCAUCCCCAAGAAAAACCUGCCCAAGAAGAGUAACAUUUCCUAGUAGAUUUGAUAGGUUUUUAAUUGUAAUAUUCAGAAUUUACUACGUUCUAAACAUAAUUUUUUAUCAGUGUCCAACUAAUAGGAAAAAUGUUAACAGUAGUUUGCAUUAAUAGUGUAAGAGUAUAUCAGAGUUGUUUGGUCAUUCUAGUGAGUUGCUGAGUUUUGAUGGCACAACUUCAUAUGCUCACCGACCAUCCAUAAGUUAUAUAUAGCAGGGGUAGUACUUAUAUAUAAAUUUGUAGCACAAAAAGUAUGAAUGAUUUUAUAAACUGAAA
Molecule: messenger RNA, 4024 nt
Organism: Vicia villosa (hairy vetch)
Lineage: Eukaryota; Viridiplantae; Streptophyta; Magnoliopsida; Fabales; Fabaceae
Product: pre-mRNA-processing factor 39-2
Exons: 13
Coding region: 105-3740 (1211 amino acids)
Biological process (GO): RNA processing; mRNA 5'-splice site recognition
Cellular component (GO): commitment complex; U2-type prespliceosome; U1 snRNP
Molecular function (GO): protein binding
Source: RefSeq, a predicted model, not a curated record